Molecule: messenger RNA, 6570 nt
Organism: Bemisia tabaci
Lineage: Eukaryota; Metazoa; Arthropoda; Insecta; Hemiptera; Aleyrodidae
Source: RefSeq, a predicted model, not a curated record
AGCAAAGCAAGAUUAGCUGAUUAGCUGUCAGUUAAGUUUUUGAAGAAAUCAUAACACUCUUUGGAUUGCAAUUUUAGCAUAAUUUAGGAUUUUUCAUUUGCCAUCAUGGCCAUCUUUUAUCAGUUACACCUCUGUGAGAUUUUGGGAAAUCUUUUCUAAUAUGUGUUUGGUUAAUAAUGUCUGUUCAUGUAACAAUUCAUCCAAUCGGUAGCAGCAGUAUUCUUCUGAAAGAUGUGGAAGCUGCGAAGAAAGAUGAAUACAACCGAAGAAGGCAAAUGCGAAUCAAACAAGUUCGUGAGCAGUCGAAAGAUGCUGCUAACCGAAUUCGCUCCAGUGUGAACGCUGAGAAAGAAAAUCGGCAAAUGGCUGAAGAAAAAUUACACGAUGCAUUGCUGAAAGAAUGGCAGUUGAAGAAGAUAGAGUCAUUGGAGAAGCAGUUCAAAGAAUGUUUGGAAGAAGUGAAACGCGCAGAGCAGAAAGCUCAAGAAGAGCGAGAAAUGCAAGCAAUUAUGAAAGAGAGGAGAGAAAGACUUGCCAAAGUGGCAGAACAGCGGGGGAAGGAAGCGAUGGACUUGGUUCGCAAAACCUCUCUUCAUCAAGAAUCAGAAAAAUUGAAAGCCGAAAAAGCCAAGCAUUUUAAGAAAACUGUAGAAGAUCUCCGCUCUAGUCUUGUUUCAACCUUACCGCAUCCAAAACAAUCUAGCAAAAGGAUUAGUCCCAAGAAAAGAUUGGAAAAAUCUGUUAGCAAAACUUUAAACAUAAGUAACAAGAAAUGUCAAACGUCUCCAAUAAACGCAGAGUCACUAUCAACAGUUGAUUUGAAUAACAAAGACACAACAGGACAAGAAAGCCGUACACAGGGUGUAGGACAGCCCUCUCCACAGAAAAGAAAACGUAUCAUCACUGGUCAAAGAGAUCAAGGGCCUAGCAACAUCUCUCAUAAAUCUUGGACUCCUCCUGUCCAAGUAGGUUCAUCCUCUGUCACAAAAAAACCUAGGAAAGAAUCAUCUUCUAAGAAGCCUCGGAGAGUCAUCCAUUCCUUCCAACGAGGCUGUUCAAGUGGCAUCUCAACUAGUGGUCUAGAUCUUGCCAAAAAAAAGUAUGAACAAUUGAGUAAUGCUGCAAGAAUCUUGGAAGAGAGUGUCAAAAGUGCGGAAACGAGCCCUGGCAUGAAUAAAGAUCUUCAUCGUUUGGUCAAAAAAUUUGGUUCACUAGCAGAACAAGAAAAAUAUCUACGUAAUCAGCUCCUGUCUCAAGUUCAGCAAAAUAUUCAGCCAACUGCUCGGACUGAAACAACUGGAAAACCCCGUAAAAGAUAUGAAAAUUAUUCUUGCUGGGUCAAUCAGAAUAAACAGUUUGUAGAGCGGACUAUCAACCAAGCUUCUCAAACAGCUUACUCUGAGCACGGUGCCAAUCAAAGUUUCUCCUCAGACUCCGCAUGUGGUAGGGGUCUCUCGAUCAUAAACCAAAACGGUGCUGAAAGUCCUUUCCUGGAUGUAGGACGAGUGAAGAAAAAUACCAAAGAGGAAAACGAUUUUUGCAGCAGUUGUAAAAAAUAUCUUCAGCAUUCUUGUGCAGAUCACUCAACAACUGUCACAGAAUCUGUGAGUAAUUCCUCGUCAUUGACAUACAUGUCUGUUUCAAGAUCAAUGAUAGAUAGUAACAAUUCCUCCGAAACAACAGUAGAGGGUGUCAAAGUAGUAGUCAAACUGAAAGGGCAAAGGCAUACAGUUAAAACCACCAAACUCGGAAAACCUGUCCAAGUUAAAAAGAAAAAACUGAAAAAACCAGAGAAACCAAAACUACCAAAAUCCCGUCAAGCUCACAGUGGAUCAGGCUCAGUGACAUCUUACAUGAGUCCCCCGGACAGGGUCGUGGAUGAAAAUCAUGAAAUUCUCCACAGGGCAAUAAGGAAGAUGACAAAGUGUUGUGAAAAUAUCAAUCUCAGCUAUGCUCAGGAAGGAGGAUACCCCAAAAAGCAAGACAAGCAAGUUCAAAGUGGUGAUAGUCUGAAGGCAUGGAAAACAAAACACACCUCACAUGAGCCUGAUAAGACCUCUAAACCAGAAGUUGUUCUCGUUGACUCUGAUCAAGAAUCUGAAACACAGGAGUCUUCAUUUGGUUCAGAUGGAGCUUGCAGAACAAAAAGUGUAACAAGUAAGGCAUCUAAACGGCAAGAUGAUAAAGGCAAGGAUCCAAAUCAGCGAGAUGCUUUGCGCAAUGUGAGCAAUGUAUCGAAAGAAAGAGGUAUCCCAUCUAAUGUAGAUAAGGCUUCAAAAUCCCUGGAUAUUUCACCCGAUGUGAUCAAGGCAUUCAAAUCGUACUUCGGCCUCCCUGAUUCAGGUGGGUCAUCAAAACUACCCGAAUUCUUCUUUUUACUAGAAUUAUUACCGCAGUUAGAAGACACUCUCUCCAAACCAUCAGGAGCAGAAAAAAAGGCAGGACCAGUUAAAGUAACAAAACUGCAACAGUUUCUUCGUCAGUUAGACGAGCUAUUAAAUUUCCAAAGCUGUAAAAUUCCUCCUCAUUCAGCACAACUAUCCGAAACACAAGAUUCCCAACCUCCUCCAAACAGACAAGCUAUUUUAUCACCGGCAGAUGAGCAUGAUCACGAGGAUUCAGACCAAAGCAAUGAAAGUCAUCAAACAUCUCAAAGCCAAGACAAUUCUGACUGGCAUGAUGACAUCCGGAGACUGUCUCAAAGUCAAGAAUCUAAAAAGAAGGAUGUCUCCUCAGUAACACCCCAAAAUUUUAUCGUCCAUUCGUCCCUGCAGGAGCCAGCAGAGCGUGGACAGACGGAGCAAUUAAUAGAUUACUAUUGCAAUGUUGCCGACAAGUACACAGACGUUAUAAACAAUAUUGUUGGUGUUUUAAAUCAAAGCACUCGCACUGAAUCAAUGAACUCGAGUUCAACCUCCCAUCGCAGUCCUCCUCCUUGGUAUGGCGACUCAAUUCGCUUAAGUGAAUCGCUAAAACAGCUAACAUCCAUGUCAAAGCAACCGACAUCGUCAUUAAAACAGCCACAAUUACCGAUCACCUUUCAGCCGCCCGUCACAUCCAGUCCUGACAAAGGAUCAGCAUCUAAGGACUCAUCUUUUGUGGAGAAAGUAUGUGAAACGAUAAGGGGAAGUUUAAAACAGUCAGGUGGAGUGUUGUUCUCCUCAAACUCAAAUCCUCCUAAAUUCUCCUUACGCGAUGAUGAGGGAAGUUUGACGGAUCAAUCAACUUCGACAGAAACGAUGGAGAGCAAUUCCUCUGCUCCUAGUUUCGAGCGGCCCCAUGGGAACUUCACUUUGGAUGUAUCCUCAAUCACCUCAGAAGAGAAUGGAAAUGGGCAACCAGUAUUUUCCUCUGAAGUCUCACCAAAAUCUGAUGAACAAUCACAGCUCCUCGGAAGGAAUGACCCAACUCAAGUUUCUGCGUCAAAUAAUAAUCGGCGCAUCCGUGUUGCAAAAGAUCUCUCAACGAUCAUCGAAGUUGACACACCAUCAACCACUCAGCAAACAACCCUCCAAGAAGGUCCAAGCACAUCGAAACCAAGUAAGAGAAAACCCCAGGAGUCACCCGAUACCUCUCUCCACCACACGGUUCAAAGACAACAGGCCUUGCUGCAGAGUAGGAUAGAAACAUUACAACAGCAGAUAGAUGAGUUGAGUAAAAGUUGCAGUGCUGAUACCAGUGCUGAGCUCAAGAGAUUAGAAAAGUCAUCACGAGGCUCCCCAUCGGUUAAACAGAAAUCAGCCUCGGAUGGUCACCAUACAAGCACUGAAUCGGAACUUCCAGACAUAGUUGACGAGCUCUUGAAAAGAGGUUUAAUAUCCAGUCCAUUUCCAUGGCUGAAGGAGUUAAAAGAUAAAUAUGGCAACGACAAAAAUACAACAGUAAGGAGAAGCAAGAAAGGAACAACGUCAGAAUCUGAUUCAACUCCGUUGAUUAACGAAGAAUUGGAAAAUAUCCUUCGAAAUGACUUAUCUCCAACAGACUUAGAAAAAGUCUGUAAGAACUUGGGUAGCAGCUGGGCACUGUCUACGUGGAAAAAAAUUGCUGAAACAUCCCGUUUGAACUCCCUCUCUAGCUCCGACAGUAGCCCAGCAGAAAUGAAGAAAAAAUCAGAUGUUAGUGAUGGCCGGGCUCAUCUCAGAAACACUCCAAAACACUCCACCCCCAUCAAGCAGAAACCCAAUGGUCGUUCUUCAGGAAUUGCACCCUCACCCGGUGAUUCGAAUGGUCUGUCACCGGAGAUUUUUUUUCAACAGGAUCGCAGCGGAAUUUCCACAAUCAAAGAUUCAGAAAGUGAUGUGUAUGAUUUGACACCUCCUGACGUAGCCCUCCAUAGGCCGCAAUUACUGACGAAAAGUAAGAAGGAGUGGAACUAGUAUUUUUAAGCUCAUUACAAUGUUAAACAUUAUUAUCUUCUCAGCGCACCACCGGAAUGAUAAGUUGAUAUUACGUGUAGAAGAACAUUUAAGAUUUUUACUAGGAGGGAAGAACUAAAAGACUCCAAUUUUUUAAACGUAUUUAUUUAAUCUUUUUUCAAUUUUUCCCCAUACUUUAUCACAAGAAUAACAAUUUAAUGCCUAAAAUGAUGCCUAGAAUCCGCUUAUGAAAUGAAGGUAUCAUCUUAGAAUAAAUUUUUCAUCACUGAAAAAAGAAUUUCGUCUGGAGCCAUGCAUAAUAUGAUUCUUAAAAAGAACAUGCUAUUCUUUGAAACUGAGGUUUGAGCGCCAUGUUUUUCAGUAUCAACAUCAUAGUAAUAUGUCCUAUUUUUGUGCUCUUCAGACGCUUAGUCAUAAUUUUUGGCAUUAUGUUAAAAAAUUGUUAUUAUAACUUAUCCUCUAGAGGCGUCAUAACCUCAUUCACUAUAAAUUAGGACCUUGCCUCCUCCAAAUUCAGGGAGCAACAUCCCAAUGUUUUGCAGGAAUAUCCGGCGAUGUUUGAGGUCUGUAGGCAUGGCAAGGCAAGUUUGGGCAUGAUAAUCACAAAUCAGAAAAUACAGGUCUAUUUUGUUUUUCUAAAAUUAUGAGGAUAAAAGUACAAACCAGCAUGAAGAAAACCUGCAAUUGUGUAGGUAUUGAAACUAAUCAGAACUGAAAAUUUAAACAUUAGCCCUUUUAUGUAAAUUAAUUUUAUUGUUGUUGUGAAUAAUGUAAUUGAUUCCCAAAAAUGAACUUUACUCUCUGCAAAAGUAAAAGUAGGUAGGUAAAGGGUUAUUUACAUCAGUUGUCUGUAAAGUAGUACGACUGGUUCUGGUAGGAGCAAGCAAAUGAAGUAUGCAAAAUGCGAUUCGUAUAACCCUGAAGAAUUACUCAUAUUAGCCUUAAAACAAGCUCUCUUUGAACUUAUUUGGUUAAAAAUCACAUGAGUCUUGAUAUGUUAAAGAGCAUUUGUUGAGGGACUUGCAAAUUUUCCAAUAGUUCCUAAGGGAAAAAAGUGACUUUCGAAUCAAGAUUUAAAAUGAAUAUGUACAUUUUUACUUGAAGAUCUUCACAAGCAGAUCUCUUACCAACAAAGAAAUAAUACCUAAAACAAGAAUUUCCUACAAUCGAGUAUCUUUUCUUUUUAAAGAUAUUGAUUAUCACACAUCAAAUGCAGACACAUUCUCUUCACCCAUUUUUCAAGCAUGGUCUAUCUGAAAUUUUCCUCUGUAAAUGUCUUGAAAAAUAUGAUCAAAGUCACAUGACACUAUACCGUGCAACUGUCAGAUUUUCCCAAAGCCAAAAAAAAAUCUGAGAGGUAGUAGAUUUGUGUGGUGUAAGGAUAUUAAAGAGGCAACGAAAAUGUUCUGCAAGAAAAAGCAAGGAAAAAGCCCAUCAAAAAACGAUCUUUAAAGUGUGAAAAGUCUGGCAGUAUUGGGCCGGACAAGCUUAAGGAGAGGUUGUCUGAAAGGAAAUGAGUAGCUUUCCCGGGCUGUACCAAUUGAAUUUUACAAGCUUUAUUUUUGCAUGCCCAUGAGUUUUAGUUGCAUUUCUGCACUGACAACAACCUGUGUACAAAAAUUUCUUUGUCGCUUACCAUAGGAAUCUUGUUAGUAGCAUCUGAAAGAAAAAAGCUCUUAAUUUUCCCAAUGUUAUAGUGUCCCAACCUUAACCAAAAAUGUCUAUGCAUUAAUGAAUUCUAAUCCAUUGUUGGCCCUCUUCUUCUUUUCUUUCUUUCCUCAUAUUUUGACUCGAUUUGAGCUUAAUAGUCUCAAUUCUUUUCUAUUUGGAGCAGAAAAGAUUACUAUGAGUAACUAGGAAACCAAUUAACUGUUUAAAUUUAAAAUUAUUCAUUGGUCCCUGCAAAGAGGUUUUUUUCUUGAAUUUAGACUCAGGAACAUUUAUUCUGUUCUCAUGAAAAAUGAGGGGCCUCAAGAUUUUAUCUUCCAAGAGUCCGUCAAAUUAAAAAAAAUUGUUUUGCAUGACUUUAGCUAAUCCAUUGUAUAUAAUGUAAAGAUUCAAACGCAAUAAGUAAUGUAAAUACACAAGCAAUGUUACAUAGUUUGGAAAGUGUAAAGAUGUAUUUCCAUGUUAUUGUUUUUUAUACUAUAUGUCUAAAUCGAUUAAAUCUUUAUUUUGCCAAAAAAAAAAAAAA